Messenger RNA from Pleurotus ostreatus (oyster mushroom), 1635 nucleotides. RefSeq lists its product as uncharacterized. The transcript is spliced from 10 exons. Lineage: Eukaryota; Fungi; Basidiomycota; Agaricomycetes; Agaricales; Pleurotaceae. The coding region runs from base 1 to 1635 and encodes 544 amino acids. Gene Ontology annotation, molecular function: iron ion binding; oxidoreductase activity, acting on paired donors, with incorporation or reduction of molecular oxygen; heme binding. The record is from RefSeq and is a predicted model, not a curated record.
AUGGCAGUCGCAUUCCCAAUUGCCCUGACUAUCUUCGCCACGUUGACUAUUCGCUUUCUCGCAAAAGCGCGAAAGCGGAGUAGUUCGCUUCCACUGCCUCCGUCCCCUAAAGGACUGCCGCUUCUAGGUCACAUCCUAGAAGUACCAAAGGAGUACGAAUGGAAGAAAUAUAGCCAAUGGUCGAAACAGCUUGACACCGAUAUCAUCAGCUUGAAUAUGAUGGGAUCCACUGUUAUCGUACUGGACUCAUUGCGGGCUGCCGAAGAUCUAUUAGCAAAGCGAUCUUCAUUAUAUUCUAGCAGGCAAGCAUCUCUCCGUAUAUUUCUGGUGGAUGGGCGUCUGAUGAUUGAUCUGUUGCUGGCUUUGGCUGACCCCUCGAUUAAUGUUAGGAUGAAAUGCGACUGGUUGCUUACGGUCCUUCCUUAUGACGAUCGCUGGAAAGUGCGUCGCAAGAUGCUUCAAUCAGAGUUCAAUCACGUCGAGACGAUGCGAUAUCAACCACACGAGUCGAGAUAUGCAAGGGAGCUGCUGCAACGAUUGCUGGACACGCCGGAUCAGUUUAUGGAGCAUAUCAAAUAUGUGACCGGCGCGAAGAUCCUCUCUAUAUCCUACGGCAUCGAUGCCAAGCCUACCAAUGACCCCAAUAUUUCCCUCGUAGACGAAGCCGUUGAUGUCAUCAACAGGGCCGCUAUUCCUGGCGAAUAUUUGGUCGAGUUACUCCCUUUCCUACUGUGGGUGCCCGACUGGAUGCCGGGAGCUGGCUGGAAGCGAAUGGCGAAGAAGUGGAAGAAAAUCACUGAUGAAAUGCUCGAGAAGACGUAUAUGCGAGCGAAAGAGAGCACGGCUCAGGGAGAAGCCAAACCUUCGUUCAUGUCCUAUUGUCUGGAAAAGAUGGACCUGGCGGAGAACACGGAAGAGCAGGAACAAGUGAUCAAAGAAACCACCGCUACCCUUUAUGCAGGCGGCGCGGAUACAACAGUCUCGGGCCUAUACACAUUCUUCCUCGCCAUGCUUUUAUAUCCUGAAACUCAAGCCCGCGCUCAAGCAGAGUUAGAUGAGGUUCUCGAUCGCAGUAGGCUUCCUGACUUUGGUAACGAUGAAUAUGAACUGCCGUAUAUCAAGGCAAUAGUGUUAGAGGUAUUAAGGUGGAUGCCUGUUACGCCUUUAGGUGUACCACAUCUCGUUACGCAAGAGGACGAAUACAAAGGCUAUCGAAUUCCGGCUGGCUCUAUUGUAUUUGCGAACACGUGGUCAAUCCUACACGAUGCAGCCGUCUUCUCGGACCCAGAAGCGUUCAAACCUGAAAGAUGGCUCAACAAAGAAACGGACGCAAACGGCAACGUGAAAUGGACAAUCGAUGAAGGCCAGUUCAAGGAUCCAGAUGCUGUGUUUGGGUUCGGUCGACGCAUAUGCCCAGGCCGCCAUUUGGCUGUUUCGUCCCUUUGGAUCGCAGCGUCUACCAUUCUAUCCGUGUUCAAUAUCACCAAGGAGGUAGGCAACGACGGAAAAGAGGUGGAGCCCAGGAUGGAGUACAACAGCGCGUUGAUAUGCCACCCUAAACAGUUCAAAUGUUCGAUUAAACCACGGUUCCCUGAAGCAGAAGACCUUAUUCGCGCUUCUAUACACGAGUAUUAA